Molecule: messenger RNA, 1873 nt
Organism: Arabidopsis lyrata subsp. lyrata
Lineage: Eukaryota; Viridiplantae; Streptophyta; Magnoliopsida; Brassicales; Brassicaceae
Product: cytoplasmic tRNA 2-thiolation protein 2
Exons: 9
Coding region: 205-1617 (470 amino acids)
Biological process (GO): tRNA wobble position uridine thiolation
Cellular component (GO): cytosol
Molecular function (GO): tRNA binding; sulfurtransferase activity
Source: RefSeq, a predicted model, not a curated record
UCAUCUUCUUCCCCAAUUUUGUUUUUCCUAAACCCUAGUUUGAGCAAAGUAAAGACUUUUUCAAACAAUUAAACCAAAAUCGCCUGAGGCUGACCUUUAGAACAGUUUCUUACCUGGGACUGCUAACGCUGUUAUCGCGACGACUCUCUUAAACUGCAAUUUUCAGUGGAAUAGGAUUACAUACUGACCGGGUAUAACAGAUUAAUGGCUUCGUUUUCAGCUGUUUGCGAAUUGGACAUGGCUUGUAAUUCCUCAGGCUGUGAGUCUGGUUGCUAUGACCGUGAGAAAGAUAAUGGAAGUAAAAUAUCCGUGGAAGAUGCAGUAGCUGGUGGCGGUAAUCAGGAGAGUGUCUGCGUCAAGUGUAAAUGCAAUGAGCCUAUGACAUUUGGGGAUGGUGGCUCGGACGAUGGAAGAUUCUGCGCAGAGUGUUUUAGGAACAACGUCUUUGGGAAAUUCCGUCUCGCUGUUACUUCCCAUGCCAUGAUCACUCCUUCAGAUAACGUCCUUGUUGCUUUCUCUGGUGGAUCAUCUUCCAGGGUUGCUCUUCAAUUUGUGCACGAGUUGCAAAUCAAGGCUUUGAAGAAUUACGAGGCGAGUAGAGAUAGAUCUUUACCUGUGUUUGGUGUUGGUGUUGCGUUUGUGGAUGAAACUGCAGCUUUUCCUGCUCUUUCCACUGAAACGGUUGAUGCGAGUGAGUGGAUUCGAUCUACUGUCUCGAGUUUGUCUCCACCUGCAAAGGAUCUCCAUGUUGUUCCUGUCGAAAGCGUCUUUGGUUCAGACUCUCUUGACGCGCGGGAUAGGCUGGUAAAGCUAUUAGAUUCUGUUCCUGACGAUACUGGAAAAGAAGACCUUCUGCUGCAUCUGAAAAUGCUGACUUUGCAAAAGGUUGCCUCUGAAAAUGGGUACAACAGAUUAGUGGUGGGAUCAUGCACAUCGAGAAUUGCUUCCCAUGUUCUUUCAGCUACUGUCAAGGGACGAGGUUAUUCACUAUCAGCAGAUAUUCAGCAUGUUGAUGCGAGAUGGAAGGUCCCCAUUGUACUUCCACUUCGAGAUUGUGUCCGACUGGAAAUAACUAGACUCUGCCAUUUGGAUGGUCUAAAGACUGUGGAGUUGGCUUGUCGUUCUCAAUGCGGCAUCAAUGAUUUGGUGUCUUCAUUUGUCGCUCUGUUGCAGGAAGAAAAUCCUUCUCGGGAAUGCACAAUUGUACGGACAGCUGCAAAGCUGACUCCAUUUUACUUCAACAAAAUUCCGGAAACAGAUGACUCGAAUGUUCCUAUGGCCACUCAGAGGCGCCUAAAGAGAUUCAAUCUCAAAUAUGAUGGAUCCAUGACUACUGAAGCUUUCUGUCCUAUCUGCAAUGGCCCGCUAAAUAGAUCAGACUCAUCAGAUUUGGAUACUUUUGAAGAAGGCCAGGAAGCUGAUGUCCUUUAUGCUGCUUGCUGUUCAAGUUGCCGGUUUCAAAUACUUCCAGAAGAUGGAUCAUAUCUUGAGCAAUUUAGUUCAUUUCUACCAGAUCACAUGAUUUCCCAAGUGAAGCAUCAAAAGGUUGACAGUCAAGCUCAUCUGAGGGAGAAAAUAAAAGACUGUCUGCUCUUGGACGAUGAAGAGGUUGUCUAAAUCUGCAUUUCAGAUGCUUGCACAAGCUAUGAGAGGAAGUUGAAACCCUGUCAUGCUUAUUAAGGAUAUUCUUGGUUUAAUGUGGAUCUGAUAUCAUCGUAGAUGUUACCCAUUCGUUACAAUGAUGGUUUUGAUGUGAAGCAAAAUCACUGAGCAAUUGAAUGAAGCAUGUCAUAUUUACACAUACAAUACAAAAAUCAUGGGAAGCUAGAAAUUGUGAGAAUAAAGUUUUGCAAUAUUUCGCCUGAGGCUUCAA